GCUGCUUAUUCUAUGGCUAACAUUAAACACGCACGCGAACGUGUAAUCCGAUGCAUACAUAUACGUAUGCAUAGGAGUCUCUAUCGGGGCGUCAAUUUUAUUACAAAUAAGACUCUGAUCUUCACAAUAUAUCAUCAUAAAAAAAAAAUAAUUAUUACGGAACUGUGAUACGAUUACCGGUCCACUUAUGCAUACUCUCGCGACGAUCAUCGCGAAUGUGUAAGAGACGUCCGGCUGUAAUUCAUAUCGUCGCUAGCUUGUGCCGAUUUAUUAGAGUGUUACCUUAUAUGUUGCUACGGAGCGAGUGAAAGAAACGCAGUUCUAUGCGAUUAAACGUGUUUCAUUGGAAACUACGGCGAAGAGGUCGAGCGAUCGACACCGAAUAAUCUCAAUGCAUCCUGUUUUAAGGAGAAAGACAAUGUUUCGUUCGUUGAAGCGUUAACAUGCCGAUGUAGAAAAUAAUGAAAAGGGCUUUAAAGAGAAAAAAAUUUUCGUCGAUACCCUGAUACGUUCGAGGGGACAACACGUUUCCCGAUGCUUCGAUAAAUUCGGUUCGUGACAGUGCUAACGAAUGUUAGCUGUUGCUCUGUCAAUUGUGUAAGGACACCUGUGAAAACGGCACUGGAUGUACUGCAACGGAUCAUGAAUGUGGUCAGCAUAGCAGAGAGGUGGUGUCGGGAAGGUGGUUGACACGCCUUCAUAUCUUUGAGAUGAUUGAAAGCGUAUCACGCAGAGCGUUGAGUGGCUCCAGUGGGAGCUACCACGUUCGUGGUGCUGAAUUAGCAAGGAAUCGUAGAUUGAAAUCAUUGUCUGCCACUGUUGUUUUUCUUGAUGACACUCAACACACGUUUCAGCUAGAUAAAAGAGCAAAAGGUCAAGCAUUAUUAGAUUUAGUAUUUCAACAUUUAGAACUGGUUGAAAAAGAUUAUUUUGGUUUGCAAUAUGCAGAAAAUGGAGCCACAGCCUGUACAUAUUCACCGGAUAUAAUGAGAUGGUUGGACCCUACUAAACCAGUGAAAAAGCAGAUAAGAAGUAAGGGUGGACAGUUUUACUUCAGGGUGAAGUUUUAUGUAUCGGAUCCUAGUAAGUUACAGGAAGAAUACACUAGGUAUCAAUUUUAUUUACAAAUACGAAGGGAUAUACUUCAAGGAAAACUUCAGUUACCUCCAAGUACAGCAUGUCUUAUUGCCAGCUACACUGUCCAAUCUGAGUUAGGUGACUAUCAUCCUGAAGAACAUGGUCCAGGAUAUCUUUCUAGGUUGCAGCUUAUACCAGGUCAAACUGAGGAAAUGGAAAAAAAAAUAGCUGAAUUACACAAGCUUCAUAAAGGUCAACUACCAGCUGAUGCAGAAUUCAAUUUUUUAGAUCAUGCAAAAAGAUUAGACAUGUACGGAGUAGAAUUACAUAAAGCAAGGGAUUCAACAAACAAAGAAAUUCAAUUAGGUGUUACAUCUAUAGGUUUAGUAGUAUUUCAAAAUGGAAUAAAAAUUAAUGUGUUUUCAUGGUCAAAAAUAGUUAAAAUUUCGUUCAAACGGAAACAGUUUUUCAUUCAACUUAGACGAGAACAGUCAGAAAACUACGAUACAUUAUUAGGAUUCAACAUGCAAACAUAUCGUAGUUCUAAAAAUUUAUGGAAAGCAUGUGUGGAACAUCAUACCUUCUUUAGGUUACAUAGUCCUAAAAUGAGGCCUAGACGUUUUCCCCUUACUUUAAGUAGUAGAUUCACUUAUUCAGGGCGUACAGAAUUUCAAACUGUUGAAGAUGGUAAACACAGAGCUAGAGUGGAAAGAACAUUUAUACGAUCUCCAAGUAAAAGAUUGGUGCAUGGAGUUACAUCAGCUCCACUUAUAGACGAUAAAGGAAAAUUAUCUGUACCUCCGGGAAGACCACCUAGGCCAUACGAUAACAAAGUUCAGUCUCUUGGUGCUCGUGAACCUCGUCAAGCAUGGGGUGAAGGCAAUCCUAGCGACGACGAGGGUGGUUUUUUAUCUCUUCGAGAUGAAAUAUCGGGAUCUCAUACACAAGGCAACGCAUUUUCACCUGUAUUAGGUUCGAGGGUUUUAAGUUACGCAGACGAUGAUACAACUGUUGAAAGAAAUAUUUAUGAUUUGCCAGAUUAUAGUGAACCUACAAGUUCACCUGCCCCACAGAUAGUAGAAGAUGGAUUGGUAUCAAUAACUUUGACACCAGACGAGCAAGGUCGGUUUGGUUUCAACGUGAAAGGUGGUUUGGAUCUUGACAUGCCUAUUUUAGUCUCGAGAGUAGCUCCGAAUACACCCGCUGACCGUUGUUAUCCGAAGUUAAAUGAAGGAGAUCAGGUAGUCUACAUUAAUGGAAUUGACGUGAGUGGAUUACUGCAUGAGCACGUAGUACAUUUGAUUCGUAAAUCUCGUGAUUCGGGUUCUGGUGAGCUGACACUAACUGUUAGGCCAAACGCUUUAUACAAUGCUCUAGCUGGUACCGAUGAAACGUCCGAAGAAGAACCUCCAUAUAGAUAUGUACCGGAUGCACCUCAUGCGUCUAUUGGAUCAGACGCGUUGGCACAGUCAAUGUUACUUCUUGCCGAUGGUCUUGCAAGUGGUGCUUUAAUCGCUCAAUACGAGCAAUUGUAUCGAAAGAAUCCUGAACUUACUUCUCUGGAAUCUAAGAAACCUGAAAAUCAAAGCAAAAAUCGUUAUCGAGAUAUCUCACCAUACGAUGUUACUCGAGUAAUUCUCAUGGGUUCUUCGAAUGGUGACUACAUCAACGCCAAUUAUGUGAACAUGGAAAUCCCUGGAUCGGGUAUUAUUAACAGAUACAUCGCCACGCAAGGACCGCUUUCAACUACCGUCGCUGACUUUUGGCAGAUGGUAUUAGAGGCAGGCAGUACUCUUGUUGUUAUGUUAACAACUCUAGUUGAACGUGGUCGAGCAAAAUGCCAUCAAUAUUGGCCCGCUCUUAACGAAACUCUUACGUUACGGAAUCUUACACUUACUUCGACAGUUGAAAAUGUUGAAGACACUUUUAUAUUUAGGGAAUUCAUACUUCGCGAUAUAAACACUGGAGAAGAAAGAGAUAUCACACACAUGCAAUAUUGUAGUUGGCCUGAUCACGGAGUACCCAGUGAUUGGAGACAGUUCACAACAUUUACUGAAAGAGUAAGGGCAGCUCGAACAGGGAUAGUAGAACCUGCUGUCGUCCAUUGUUCUGCUGGGAUUGGUAGAACAGGUGUUUUAGUAUUAAUGGAGACUGCACUGUGUCUUAUCGAAGCAAAUCAACCAGUGUAUCCAUUAGAUAUUGUACGCUCGAUGAGAGAUCAAAGGGCAAUGAUGAUACAAAAUGCUAGUCAGUAUAGAUUCGUUUGUGAAGCAGUCCAUAAAGCUUACAGCGAAGGAAUAGCUAAACCACUUCCUGAAUUCAGCAGGUGAAAAGAAAAGAAGCAGGAACACACUGUAAUUACCAUGUUUCUUACAUUUUACUAAGAAAAGCAUCACAUCACUAGAGGAUAAUUUUGUACUCAGACAAUAAUAUGCACAUAUAUUAUUGAUUCGUAGGAAAGAUAUAUUACUAUUUAUAGUAGGUAGUUUUUAUUCUUUCAAAAACCUGUUUUUCAUGUAGAGCUUCAGUUGGUAGAAGGAGAAAAAAAUGUAAUUGAUGCCUUUAGUUUGACGAAAAAUCUUGAAAUCUAUAAAAAUUUUAAUUUAGGUGAGCGUUUGUAAAUAAUGCACCCUUGACGAAGUAAGUUUAUUAAUUUAUAUUUAAGCUGAACGCGUAUUAUUUAAAACGAUUUUCUAUUUUAGUUUAAUUAUUAAUAUUAUAUUUUUGAUUUCCGUGUAUGGAAUAGGAUGCAGAAGUACGAAAACUUGAAUUCCAUGAUAUGUUGCUAAUAUUCUGUUCAGAUUCUGUUAGUUUGUUCAAUUCCAUAGGGUUCUAUUUUUAAAUUGUUAUUUAUCGGGAACUAAUAAUAGUGCAAAUAUGACCACUUUCAUGAAAUCAAGCAUAACGCCUUAAGAUCUAUAAAUGUUGAUUGAAAUGUUGAGAAGAAAUUAUUAGAAUUACUGGAGGUGUCAAUAUAGAAGUAUUGCCUUGAAGAAAACUGCAAAAUAAGACGUUACAAAGUGAUUAAGCGCAGAAUUAAAAAAAAUGGUAAAGUCUAUAGUUAAUCUAUUUCAAUAAGCUACAGAAUGUAAUUUUAUAAAAUGAAAUAGUAAGAUAUGAUUUUUGAAUCUUUAAAUGUAUCCAUACAUUUCAAAAUAAGCGCAUUAGUCAUAAAUACCGCUUGGCCAUAAAAUAAUUGAAAGUAAUUCAUCUUCGAUCGAGUACCAAUAUUUCAUUAUGUCGAAUAGCCAAGAGUAGUACGUACUUGUGUAAUAGGAAAAAGAAAAUUUUUAACUCGUAGCGAUCCGUUUCUACUAUUAACUUACAGCUAAGUAUGAUAUUCUACUUAUAACGAACGUAACAACUUCUAAUAUCGUAUACACAGUGUACAGUUUAGGUUUAUUAAACAAAAAAAAAGAACGGACUAAUACAAAUAGCGGACGCUAGCGAAGUAUUAAAGUUUACGCUCGUGUCGUGAGUAAAGUGCAAGUUAAACCUAAAGAAAACUGUUUCAGAUGAAAAUGGUUCGGUAUUCAAAUUUUGAACGAAGUUCAAAUUAUUUUGCGAAUAAGAUUGGUAGAAAUUGAAAUGAUGCAAAAUGAGACAUUUCAAGUGUCGUCAUUUUGAUCGCUUCAAUAUAAAUGAACAUAGAAUGAAAUCAAAAACGGUGACGCAAAAUGUGCUACACAGUAAUUAAUCUUGAGAAGAUGCCUCUUUAAAAAUCAUUGACGUCCUUUAAAUGUUCUAGUAAUGUUAACAAAGCGUACUAUUUUUUUAUAAGUAUACAAUGUGUUCUACUUUCCGCCCAUUUUUCGCAAUGUCAAAAUAUCUUUAUGUCAUGCAUACAUAAUCUUCACGAAAAUUAAGUAGUUACGUAAUUGAUUUUUGGUAAUUCACAUUUACCGUAAAAUUAUCGUUCACGCACAACAUGAUCGAUUCAGAGAUUUCAGAUUAAAUCUGGAGACCUUUUCAUUAAUUAAGAAAAGGUGUUCAUUCAUAUUGUACGUAUGGUCCAUAUGUUUUUUUUUACAAUUACACAAUCACAACAUGCACAAAAAAGUAGAACAAUGAAAAUGAAAUAAAUCAAUUUGUAUUUACUUCUUUAUGUCUGUCAGGAAAGAUUUAUACAGACUGAAUAUGAUUUACUUUAACAAAAAAUGCAACUCAUAAAUUAUUUGCGUGUAGAAUGUGUAAUAUUACAAACACGAUGCCAUUUGUAAAUAUAUACAUGUAUAUGGUAAUCCUUUGCGGUUCUUUAAAGUAUUAAUUACGUGUAAGUGUCCAUUUUCAUUGUUGUAACAUUACUUUUACAAUAUUGAUGAACUCAUAAUGAUUAGAAUUGGUUAGCAAAUACAACAUACUCUUUUAAUAAUAUUUUUUUUUAUUUAAAGAAACAUGAAACAGCAAGGUUGAACAUACAGAAAUAUUGAUUCAAAAUAUUUUGUUAUAAAUAAGACUGGACCGCAAAGGGUCGUCACUUUGUUGGUAAACAUUUUCAAUAAUAAAUAAUUAAGGAUUGGGUGAAUCUGUUAGGCAUAUCAUAACAGUAAGCAGUAAAGUGUAAUGCCAUUUUGAUAUUUUCUGUAUUAUGAAUAAUGAUAUUUAUCUAAAUUAUUGACAAUAGUGCCUUCUACGUGCAUCCAGAUCACAAUUACAAGGCGAAAAUUUAUAGUCGUAACGACUGUUAGAUUUUAACAGUUUCACUCGAUGCAAUUUUCUUUACUAUCUCAUACUAAAUUAAUAUUGAGUUUCUGUAUAUUUUUUUGUAUAAUUGUUCAUAAUUUUUUUUCAUAAUUUAUCUUCCAGUAAUUAUGUAAAUAUAUUUACGUUUCAUGUAAUUCCUAUUUCAUAAACAUGAUUUCAUACAGAUCAUAUAAUUAUUUAUUUAUAAUUAUUAUUGUAUUAACCAAACAAUAACAUUAUAAUUAGCAGUAAUUAUAAGUGUAAUUAAUAGCUUACAUUUCAAGCUAUUUCUGGCAACUCUUGAACAAGUAAAUUUAUAGUUACGAAUGAUCGAAAGAUCAUAAAAAUACAAAUAUUUUAUCUGAAAAUCAGAAUAUGAAUUAAACUAUAUAAGUAGGCACCUUGAAUCUUAUGUUCUAACAUAUGUAUAAUAUAAAACAAAAGGCUCAGUUUAAAUAAAUAUGAAAAUGUAUAACAUAAUGACAUAAUCGAAAGAAACAAUUCUGUAUAAUAAGAAAUAAUAUUUUAGAACAUAGUUUCUGUGACAGGUGCAAAAUACAGUGAAGUACACGAAACAUAUGAAUAAAAUGCGAGAAGCAUUGAUUUACAAUUCUUAUAGAAAGCAUUAAUGAUACGUCUAUGGAAAUAGAUUUAUAGCGUCACAGUGCAUUUUUGAACUUGUAUGCCGAGUAGUAUUCAUUUGACAUAAUUCAUUAAAAAUGAAACAUUCAAAUUCAUUCUCAUUCUUUAUGUGUAUAUAAAAACAGUACAAAGAAUAUUAAAUAGUUUAUUGAAAUAUCGAAAAGUUAUAUUCAAUAAUAUUCAUCUGCAUAUGUGCCAAACGAUAGCACAUAAAUUGAAUGCUAAUUAUAAAUAAAGUGCCACAAAAGUUUUCAUAAUACAGUCAGUAGUUGUCUAGUCUCAUUAUUAAUUUGUACUUCUAAAAUAUAAAAUAAAAAACGUUUUAUAGUAUUCUGCCAUUUAAUCAUUUCACCAUUUAUGACAUUAAUUUUUAUACUUUGGUACAUUCAAGAUUGUGUAACAGUAAAUAUAAAUAUUUAACAACAAAUUUUUUGUUAUUAUAUAUAGUAAUUGGUGCUAUACAUCGUGCUCUCCACAAUUCUGUAACGUAUUUUAAAUAUUCUUUAAUACAAAAGCAGUAAUUUGUGCUAGAACUCAUUUUCAAUUAUUGAAGCCGCUGAAGUUGCAGUUUGCAAGAUGAUUUACAAAUCAAGAAAAACGGUCCCUCCUGACCAGGAUUAUACGUUGAUGGAACAAUAUUAUAAGUUCCAGCUGGCACACUGUCCAAUUCAAGAUAGAUAAACCCUGACCUAUAUUAAAACCAAUCAUUAAUAUACUUAAUAUAAAUAGCACUUAUAUUCUAAUUUAUAGAUUACCUAAAUGGACCAGAGUUCUUCACUUUGAAUGCACCAGGUGCAUCAGAAUCAUUCAACACCACUGAUGUAACAUAAAAUCCUAUUUGAUAUUCUUUUGGACCCUUUAGUAUAAUCAAUAGGUAGUUAUCAUUAUUUGAGCUUUCUAAUAUUAAUUGGUAACGUGGAUUAUUUUGAUACGUCGGAUGAUUGCUACAUCCACCAGCUGUAAUGCCUUUCCAUUGACCAUCGGUAAUCUGAGAAAAGAAUUAUUAAUGUAAAAAAAGAAAGUCGUAAAUUAUAUUUAUAUUUGCGUUAAAAAAAACCGUACCUCUUUUUCAUAUUUAUAAAAAUUCGAUAUCUUACGUAACGUGAAUGGGCAUGUUCCAUAUGCACGUAAAGUAUAAUAUAUUGUAUUUGUUUUUUCAUAUUGCGAAAUAACUAGGGUAUAACGAGUAUCGCUUUGUGCAUCCAAUUUUAUUUUGCAAAGAUAGUGUGGACUAUUUAUUUUUACACCAUUAAUGUACGGCGGUGGAUCAUCUAUAGAACAAAAUGUUUAUAAUUAAUAGUAAUCAAAUAAAUUAGAGAUAUAGUAUGGGACAAACCUAACACUCUAUGUACAGUUAGAUUAUUUAAUGAACUUGAAAUGAUAAAAUUAAAAAUACUAUCAGUGAGAAAAGAUCAAAUCGAACAUAAUAAAAAAUACAUAUUAACGUUAUCGAACGUUUAAAAUGUUUUUUUGUUAUUUCACGCAUAAUUCUUAAAGUAUUUUUAAACCGAGUAUAUUUAUCGAUAUU
Molecule: messenger RNA, 7930 nt
Organism: Nomia melanderi (Alkali bee)
Lineage: Eukaryota; Metazoa; Arthropoda; Insecta; Hymenoptera; Halictidae
Gene: Ptpmeg
Product: protein tyrosine phosphatase Meg
Biological process (GO): protein dephosphorylation
Cellular component (GO): cytoskeleton
Molecular function (GO): protein binding; protein tyrosine phosphatase activity
Source: RefSeq, a predicted model, not a curated record